AUGUCCGCCCAGCACUCUCGAGGCGUUACGCCUGCUGGGGCGAACCAAAAUAAUUCUACAUACCACUCUACUGGGUCGCCCGUCGUCGCGGCGCCGGGGGAUAUUCCCUUGGCCCCUUCGCACUCGGCUCCCCCGAAUCCGCCCGCUCAUUCCCAACUUUUCGAGUCACCGAACGCGAACGCGCCUGCCGCGGGAUCGACGGCUGUUGCCCCAUUCCCGGCUCAGCCGCCCUUGCGCCCUCUUCCUCGCACCCCCGUACCUGAUAUAUCCGUCUUCGCCCCGGCCGCGCCCCUACCCUCUUCGGUCGAAAAGUCAAAAACCGCGUCGGAUCUAGUCGCUGCCGUACUUCGAGUCGUGGACAGCGCUGACCCGAUUGGGCGCCAACCGUCUCUACGCGACCGAGUCAGGACCAUCCUCAGCCACGCCCUGCCUGCUGAGCGCGUCCUCAACGUCUCGAUGCGCGGUCGGGCCGCUCGCUACAUCGUGGAAUCCUCACUUGUUCAGCAUAUCUUCAGAGCGAUGUAUGAGCUCCAGAAGAUUCUCAACGACUUGGCGACCAUCACGACAGGGGACUCGAAAGCUCCGCCCGCGUUCACGGUGGACGAACGUCGGGUCAUCAUUCACAGUCUCGGCGAAGGCUGCUCUACGCCUGACGAGAUUCGGGAGUGGUACACUAUUGCGCAGUCUCGUCUCCGAACUGCGAUGCAGUUCGUGGACUAUUAUGCUCGCCUUUAUCAGAAGGUGCCUGAAGCCGCGACUCCGGCUCAAUCCUUAUACGGUCUUGCCUCGGAGCCGAAUACCGACGACUUCUCGCAACUCCGCGCUCUCUAUCUGGCUCGCUACCGCCAGUCCAAUCGGAUGGGGGGCGGUCAUACCGCUCCUCUCUCGACGGCUCCAGCUCAGAACACCACGGUCUCUUACACGGUCAGUAUGGGCGACGCCACGUUCGACCCCUUCCAGGGUUUAGCCGCCCAGAGUACGCCCACGAUGGCCGCGGAAGCCGACCCGUCGCUUGCGCUAUCAUCCAGCACCGAACUAUUACACACCCCUCGAGGAGAAGCGGCUCCGAGUAUCUUGCUGCCUCCUGCCACAGUCGAUCAUCGUGUCGCGAGCGAAGUAACGGAAGGUUAUACCUUGCCGCCUUUGCCAGCGAUGCCCCGUCCAGCUCAACGAGGGCGUUUGACGGGCUUAGGCCUCGAAGGCCUUCUACACCCGAUUGGGGAUCCUGCUCGUUACGCUCCGCCGGCCGACUGGGCUCUGCAGAACCACGUCCGCUUGGAGGCUGACCGCGUGGUCUCGAAAAUCGAGAGUUCAGCGGGGCGCGGUUCUCCUCCGCAUCUCUCCCUACCGCCCCCGUCCGACUCGUACAGCUGGUCGGCGAAUGGUAGUACGGCCCCAUCGAUCCCUCAAGCUCCCUACGACGCGUCGAUGCACCUUCAGCCCUUUGCCAAUCACGGGCGCGCGUCGUACGCUACACCAGGAUUCGUUCCCGGAGGUUGGGGGGCGCCGUUUCAAUCGCUGGAUUCGGCCACUGCUUCUGUCACCGCUACUUCGCAGGCUCACCCGCCCGCCGGAGGACCACCGAAUGGUGGACCCCCAGGAGGUAGUCCCAACGGCGGCGGCGGCCUUCCCGGUGGCACACCGGGGGGCGGCAACCCUUACGGAGGCGGCGGUGGCCCUGGCGGAAGCGGCGGCGGUGGUCCUGGUGGCCCUGGCGGUCCUGGGGGCCCUGGUGGUCCUGGUGGCCCGGGAGGCGGCGGAUAUCCCGUCCCACCUAUCCCGCCUAAUCCAGGGGCAGGCCCGGGAGGAGGUGCUCCUCCACCUGGUCCUCCUUAUGGUCCCGGAGGCGGUGGCGGUGGCGGUGGACCGCCCAACCCUGCUAAUAAUGCCGCGCUGCCGCCUGCGAACGACAACCGUUAUGACCCGCAAGAGCCACACAUCAAGAACUCGAUCGCGCCGGAUAAGCUGCCUUCAUGGGAUGGUGAACCGGAGUCGGUCCUACCGUAUUUCCGUGAACUCCUGGAAUACGUUCAGCUCGGUCCUCGCAUCGCCAGGGAAAUGUUACCCUUUCUCCCUGGACAAUUCGUACGGGACUCUCGUGCCCGUCUGUGGUGGACGGUGCAACCGAACGACGUCCGCGAGCGUGCGGGGCAGAGCAUUGAGCAAUUCAUGAACGUUAUCAAGGAAGGCCUCAUCCCCUCUUGGUGGGUCGACAAACAGCGCGUCGCUUAUCAGCACAUGUCGUUCCGCAGCGGCAAAGGCAACGAGAAUGAAGGUCCCUACACGUACUUCCUGCGCCGCCUGAACUUCAAACGCAUGAUCUUCAUCGAAGCGUAUGAAAGUCGGUCGGAGAUCGAGACACUCAUGGUCGGAUGCCCAGUCGCGUGGAGCGCGCAGCUCGCCACCGCUAAUCUGGAGCACACGAAGGAUUUCCUUACUCGUGUUAUGCAUAACGAGCGCACCUUGCUGGCUUCGUGGCAAGUCGAGAACGGAGGCGGGGAUAGGCUCGCUUUGUCAAGAUCGGAUGUGCGGAAGGAGAUAUGGGACGCUCUGCGUACUUAUGGGCGAUCCUCAAAUUCUCGACCACGUUCGGGCUUCAGUCGCCAGGCUAAUCUCGCGGACGGUGAUACCGUCGACGAGGAGGACCUGGACGAUCUCGAUGGCGAAGCCAGAGACGCGUAUGCGGCUGCCAAGAAGCGCGAGUGGAAGCCUCCGCCAGGUGGAUACCCCUUUCCUCGUAACGAUGCGGUAAAGUCAAAUAAAAGACCCCCGCCGGGUCCCUGCCGCGCGUGUGGAAGCCCUAUGCAUUGGAACAACGAGUGCCCGAACUGGGAUUUGUUUAAAGCGAGGAGACAGGCUAAUACGGUGGAGUGGAGCGACCAAGACGCUAAGAACGAAGAGCUUAUCUCAUACGUAUACCAGGCAGUAGUUGAUGCUAUGAUUCGUGACUCGUAUAUCGAUGUUCCUUCCUUGGAAGCUGGCUUGGCCGCUCUCCAAGAAGGACAGUGUGAUCGCGAACGACGGCCCCGAGGUGUGACAAUUGAAGACGUUCCGGAGGUCGACGUACGCGUCUCCGCGCCGCUGCCGGAUUGGUACACUGCAUUGCUAGUUCAUCGCGACGAGUUGCUCGAAUGCGAGGCAUCUACUGCUGACGCGAAGGAAGUGAUGCGUGUCGACACUCCGCCGUUAGACCACCACCCCGCCGAUCAUCCGUAUUUCGAACCUCCUCUGUACCCAAGCCCCACCCGCCCUGUCGGUUCCAUACGCAUGCCUCGCUGUAAGGACGUGCAGCCGGGCCGCGCUUCGGAAGGGGUUUCCGUUCUGAACGUGCCCGGCGUACUCGGUGCGCGUGAUGGUCUCGAGCUCAACCUUCGGCUUGAUUCGGGCGCGAAUAUUUCCUUGCUUAGCGAGCGGUCAUACCGCGCGCUGGGCGAGGCUGCGCCUCGUUUAUUGAAGGGCACGAAGCUCCGUCUCUUGCAGUUAACGUCGGAGAAGGCGACCAUUCUGGGAUACGUGUCACUGCCCGUGUUCAUGCACGCUACCACAGGCGAGCUGUUGGAGUUCGAGCUUGAGGUGUACGUCGUGCGCAACAUGACGGUUCCGCUGCUGUUGGGCGAGGACUUUCAACUCUUGUACAAUCUCGGUGUCUCGCGUGCUGGGGGCAUCCCUCGGAUCGUGUUCCCCGAGUUGGACUUUGAAGUGGCGGCCGCUCCCGUCGACCUCGGUCGCGAUUCCGCGUUGCUGGGCGAAGUUCCAUCCGUCCACUGGCCACCGUCGAAAUACGGUUUGCUGCUGGCGGCGGAGCGUCAGGCUCAGCGGGAUCAGAACGCGAAGAACAACGCGAAGGGCGGCAUUCCGCGUUCUACUCACCGGCUUGCGCGCGUGGCGGCCGGCGUUAAGAUUCCGGCUUUCACAUCCCGCCGUGUGCGCGUCGACGCUCCGUUCAAGGACGACCGCACUUGGAUGUUGGAGGCUGGGUUCCUAGCAGGUCCUCGCGGGCCGGAUUUCACGGUGCCUAAUACGCUCCUCGAUCGGGACUUCCCGUAUGUCUGCGUCGCGAACCCCUCUGCCCGCGCGUUGCGCUUGCGCCAAGGGACUGUCGUUGGCCGUCUGGAGGAUCCCUCGGCAUUCUUGGACAGCCCAGUCAGCCCCGAGCGCUUGGAAGAGAUGUCGGCUUGCGCUGAUCGCGUCCGCUUGCUCGCCGAAGCGCAUUUCGCUUCGCUGCAGGCCGGUGACGGGGGGGCGAGCGACUACCCGCGUCCACGAAAGGAGCCAGAGGUCGACGUCACCACCCCUGCCGACUCAGCAAAUGCGACAGUAGGGGAAGGAAGCACGGCGAGGCCAGACGACGUAGACGAACAGGACCAGUGGGGUCCGAAGACAGCAGAAGGUCCCGAUCCGGAGGUUAUACCUUUGGAAAAGAUGCGGGAAGUACUGGACGUAGGGCAGCUGCCUCCUCAUCUGACGGAGAAAGCGUGGGCCAUGCUCAGCAAGAAUGCGCGAGCAUUUGCCUUCGAUGGCCGACUCGGGGAAUACCCCGCUAAAGUCCAUAUACGAACGGUGGAUGGGCAAGUCCCCAUAGCUGUACCUAUGUAUGGGACAUCUCCGGCGAAGAGGAAGGUCAUCGAAGAGCAACUAGACGUCUGGUUCCAACAGAAGGUUAUCGAGCCCUCUAAGAGCCCUUGGAGUGCCCCGGUGGUCAUUGUCUACCGCAACGGCAAGGCUCGCUUCUGCGUAGAUUACCGCAAGCUCAACGCGGUCACGAUCCCCGAUGAGUUUCCUAUCCCUCGCCAAUCCGAGAUCCUCAGCUCGCUGUCGGGCUCUCAAGUACUAUCGUCGUUGGACGCUCUCUCGGGAUUCACGCAGCUAGAACUAGCCGAGUCAGAAAUCGAGAAAACCGCGUUUCGGACCCACAAGGGCCUAUUCCAGUUUCGACGCAUGCCGUUCGGGCUUCGUAACGGUCCCUCCAUCUUCCAACGGGUCAUGCAAAGCGUACUAGCGCCCUUCCUUUGGAUAUUCUGUCUAGUAUAUAUCGACGACAUCGUGGUAUAUUCUCGCACCUAUGAGGAACACAUCGAACACUUGGACAAGGUCCUAGGUGCUAUUGCGGCAGCAGGUCUUACCUUGUCGCCCAAAAAGUGCCAUAUGUUCUACAGUUCGAUCAUUCUCCUUGGUCACAAGGUGUCGCGGUUAGGCCUGUCGACGCACAAAGAGAAGGUGGAGGCCAUUCUGAAGUUGCCGGAACCUAAGACGGUCGCGGAGCUGAGGACCUUCCUCGGCAUGGCCGUAUAUUUCCAAGCCUUCAUGCCUCACUACGCGUCCAUGGCGGCCCCUCUGUUCCAGCUUCUACGCAAGGAUGUUAAGUGGUCUUGGACAGAGGAGCAUCAGUCAGCACACGACCUAAUCAAACGAGCACUCCGAAGCGCCCCAAUUCUCGGACAUCCGGUCCAAGGGAAGCCCUACCGCUUAUACACCGACGCGUCGGGUCACGGCCUCGGAUGCACGCUGCAGCAGGUUCAACCUAUUGCCGUGCGUGACCUGAAGGGUACCAAAGCUUAUGAACGUUGCCGCAAGGCGCACGCGGCGGGGAAGAAGCCGCCCGUGUUCGUUUAUAAUGCCUCGGACAAAAUACGCGAUGUCGAUCCGGUAGAGGAGUGGCGGCCUGAGUGGGAGGAGACUGAAGUUCCCGUCGAAAGAGUGAUCGGGUACUGGAGUCGUACUUUCAAACCCGCCGAAAAGAACUACUCUGGCACCGAGAGAGAAGCGCUUGCGGCUAAGGAAGGGCUCGUCAAGUUCCAACCUUUCAUUGAGGGAGAGGAUAUCCUCCUCAUCACCGACCACGCGGCUUUACAGUGGGCCAAAACUUACGAGAACCAGAACAGGCGCUUGGGCGCUUGGGGAACGGUUUUUGGAGCCUACAAGCCCGGUUUAGAGAUCGUCCAUCGAGCAGGCAAGGACCACGGCAACGUCGAUCCUAUAUCGCGCCUGUUCGAACACGUCCCAGAGCACGUAUCUCCGACUGAGGACGACACCCCGGCCUUGUCUGCCGCCAUGAGCAAGGAGAGUGACCAACCUCCCUCGCAGUACAAGCCGGCCGAAUCGUUUGCUGCUCACGCUUGGUGGGACUUUUGGCCCAGUGCGUACCAACCUACAGAGCGGUCAUACCUCUCCAAAGAAGGACGCCUGGUCAAUACGAGAUCUAAGGACGCGUCCGCGUCCUCGCCGCAGAAGGAGACGGACUCGGUCAUACCGUUGUCUGGGCGUCCUACUGCUGGUGCAGAGAACGCGGAUAGCUUGUACCAGAAGGAUUACCUUUCCGGGGACUUGUCGGACUUGUCAGACCUUUCGGACGACGAAGACGAUGAUGGACUGUAUGACAAGCGCAAGCGGUGGGAAAGAGCGAAUCCUCCUCCGAACAUCGUAGUGGAGCUAGAGCCGGCAUAUCGCCAGCGGUUCGUCGAGGCGUAUGAGAAGGACCCGGCUUUCAAGAAGCAAUGGGAGAAGGCGGCCUCGCCGUCCGACCCUUGGCAUCCUUCUCAACGCUAUCUGAAAGACGAAUACGGCUUGCUAUACUUUCGCGACGCCGAUUUUGUGCCACGGCUAUGCGUGCCAGCGUCGGAGCGAGCCGCCGUUAUGCGGGAAGCGCACGAAUCCCCCUUGCACACGGCUCAUGCAGGGCCGGAUAAGCUCUUACACGCCUUGUCCACUCGAUUCUUUUGGCCGCGUAUGUCCCGAGAUGUAAAGCGCUAUUGCGAGACGUGCGACGUCUGCCAGAAGACCAAGCAUCCCAACUUUACCAAGUUCGGCCUCCUCAGAUCCAACCCGAUCCCGGAGCGCGCGUACGAAGUCAUCUCCAUGGAUCUGGUGGUUAACUUACCCUGGAGUGAUGGGUACAACGCUGUCCUAGUUAUCGUCGAUCGCUUCUCGAAGCACGCCCAGUUUAUUCCUACGGAUACCGGUCUAGACGCUGAGGGAUUCGCUACCCUAUUCGUCAAACAUGUCGUCUGUCAAUUCGGGCUGCCGCGAGGGAUCAUAUCGGACCGGGACCGCCGUUGGACGUCGAAGUUCUGGAAUGCGGUCGCUGCAUUGAUGAAGUCUCGCAUGAUGCUGUCCUCUACGCAUCACCCGCAACAUGAUGGUCAGACAGAGAUAGUCAAUCAGCGGCUAGAGAUCAUGCUUCGAGCGUAUGUCGCGGGGGAUCGCACUGGUUGGGCGAAAUGGCUUCCCAUGCUACAACACUCCUACAACCAAGCGAAGCAUGCUUCCACUGGUUACUCCCCAUACUUAUUGCUGCGUGGGUGGGAACCGCUUGGAUCGUUAGACUUUGCCGCUCCUAAGCACGUAGCGUCCUUGCCACAGUCCGAACUCUCUGAGGAGGGAGUCCGCGACUAUCUUGCCUCGGUUGAGUUCCAUCGUCGAGCGGCCCGGGAUGCAAUGGCACGAUCUCAAGUUAAACAAGCGCAAGCUUACGACAGAGGUCGUCGUCAGAUCACUUUCGCUGUGGGGGAUGAGGUUCUCCUUAACCCUCACACGCUAGAGUGGGUUGAAUCUAAAGGCGCCGGGCGUAAAUUGGUCCAAAGAGCUAUUGGUCCCUUCAAAGUCGCUGAAAGAGUGACCGAUAAUACGUACCGUCUCAUCAUGGGCGAUACUUAUCCGGGAUCUCGAGUCUUCAACGUGGAGCACCUGAAGAAGUACCGCCGCUCAGGACCAGAAUUCGGCGAGCGUGAUGUCCUCCCGGAUUCUCUGCGCUCUAAGCCCGCAUCAGAGGAGUACCCCGUGGAGAAGAUAGUGGGUCACCGGUGGAAUGCCCCUAGCAUGACUCGGCACUUCCUUGUCUCGCGAGUUGCGCUAUUUUGCGCCUCUUUAUGGGCCCUCAGUUUCUGGAUUGCUGUCUCGGCUCCCUUCACUCUGGCCGCUCCCCGUGACGACGACGCGAUGGACGAAUCUCGUUGGCGACGGAUGGUACCUUCCCCUCCUGCGCGCGAAGCGGAUGACCCGCAGACGAACCUGGCGCUCUGGCACAGUUAUGCCGACUUAGCUCUGGACAUCGAGCCACGAUUCCACACUUGGAUUCAUCGCCUUCGGCUCUGGGGCACCCUGGGCUCCGACUUCGCAUGGGUCGACGAAGAAGCGGUUCUACCGCCUCACUCGUCGUCCCUGGCCAAUUGGACAAGUUCGGACUCCUCGGCUUACGGUACCUGGAUGGUCAUCGGCCAACGCGAACCUUACCCGCCGUCAGACCCGGGCCGUCCCCCCUACGCGCCUGUUCUCGAACGGGGCGGCCGGCCGUACUACCCCGGACGCGAUGGGAUCCCGACGUGGCCAGCGCCAGUGUGGUACACACCCGAUGCUCCUUGGCGAGCAUUUCUUUACUAUCCAACACGACCUCGAACCCUACACUGGUGGUGGAAAGAGGACGGGUUACUUAUCCGCGAGACGUUCGGCGGGUUUCUAUUGUCAGAACCCGCGGCCGUGGCCCUGAACAUUAUUGCCGACGACGUCGAAGCAUUGGUCGCGGGCCUCGCAGGAAUGCUGGACGCGGGAUUUCCACGUCCUGCUCCUGUUCGUCGCUACGGUCGAGCGAGUGCCGCUCUGGGGGAAGCAGCCGAUAUUGUUCGAGCUCUGGAUGAAUUCCGCCGUGAUGUCGCCGACCACUUGGCAUUUGCGCGGAUGGUGUUGCACCCCCUAUCUCGGGAUGCUUUGUUCGCGUUCGAGCCCGCUGGGUGGUUAUACCCUUCAGCACCAGGUCGCUCGUUCGCCGACUUAGUCGAAGCUUAUGGCGUGCGACAAGGGGAGUACGCGGGCUUCCUGCUCGACGUGUACGCGCCGGCUGCAGCGUGGCCGCCCCUAUCCACUCUCGCUGAUCUGCAUAUUCCGUACUGGUGGUGCACGGGUGUGGACGAACCUGACACGGCUGCCGGACGACGCCUCAUGCCUCGGCACUUCGCCCGUGUCAACACCGACCUUCCUCAGCAGGCCAGGCAAGAUGCCGCCCGCGAAGCACGUCGUCGGGAGAGCGAAGAGCGCUCCUCCACCGCUCCUUAUGGAGACGCCGUUCGAGUCGCUUUUCUCAAGGAUAAGCUCGGAUCGCGUCGCGGGGGCGUUGUGGGGGAAGGAACUCGAGCACUCUUGCGUCGAAGGGCGGUGCUACCACCCGGUCGCGCGCGAGAGGAUGUCUCCGGAAUGGCCAUCGCCUGGUUCACCGUCCGUCAUGCUGCGAUGCAGGGUUGGAUUCGCCGUUUCGAGUACCUACGGGACUGGCCUCGGCCCGGGGAUCUCACGUUUGUGGAAUGGAGACCGAUACCCGCUCGAGGCGAAGCCUCCGCUCCUUUAGGCCGUGCCGUCCCGAUUGACGAGCUGACCCGAUCCACCCGUAAACCCGCACAAAAAGGGAAAGCUCGCGAGUCGGACUCGGAAUGGGAGCAUUCGGGUAGUGAGGAGGAGGACGGGAUCUCGGACCUGGAAGGCGACCAACUCUUCGCGGAUAACCGUCAAUGGCCCGCUCGCCCGCCGCCGAUCAUACCCAGUCAACCGUCCUAUCCUCCGAGUCGCAUGGCUUGGCCGUCGAGCUACGGAAGCGCUACCACCGACUGGCGGGCUCGAGCCAUGGGUAUACCGAAUGAUCCGAACUGGUACCAGCCGGCGCUUAACCGGUUGACCGCCGACGCGGGCGAGGCCAUGGACGUAGAUCAGCCGACAUUCCCGGCCGGGAGUGGUCGACAGGGCAAUUCCGUACUCCCCCUCUCGCCCACACCCUCAGGAGUCGAUGUUGAGCAGUCGGAAGCGGUCACGGACACGAUUGAGCCCGCAGCGAGCAAAGGGAAAGGCAAAGCGAAAGCAACCGCCGCGCCGGCUCCUGAGCCUAGUGUCGAUACCACACAGGACGCCGACCCCGCUCCAGAUACUCCAUCCGCAGAGGAGUUGGCGUGGUCGCGUCGGGAACACUACGAACGUACAGUACGCCACUCGUACGGGGGUUCCUCAUCCGGAUCUGGGUCGAGGAGUCGCCCUAGCCACCGGGUCGCGCCUUUGCCUCCACCGCGAGCACGCAGUCCUCGCAGCAUAUCCCCCGCUCGCCGCGCGAGCUCAUCUUCCACUACAGCAGGGCCGGCUCGUCGACGGGCAUCCUUGUCGCGGCGUAUUAUGCCAGCACGAGCAGAUGCGCUUUUACUACAACGCUUGGGUCCCGCACCCGCGGUCCUUCGGCAACCUCCUCGCUCGCAAUGGCCCAUCGGUCCUCCGCGUCGCCCGUGGGGCUUUGUUGCGGAUGCUGCUCCAGUCGACGUCCGCUGGCCCGAUAACGAAGUACGGGGUGUGGAAGAGACCUGGUUCGCGGAGAUGGGGCGUAUUUCCCGCUUGCUCUGUCCCGAGCUGGUCCCUGGGCACUUAGUUGCCGCUGCUCGUGGGCGAGUGGCGCUGCCACCCGUCUCUGCACUGCGUCUGUGGUACUGGGAGCAUCUCGAGCUCGGUCGGGCCCAGUUGUUCGUGACUUGGGCGAUUGCGCAUGGUGUCCGUAUCAUCUGGGGGGCUACCGGUGUCUCGGUUCCUCCCCCCGAGCCCUUCGUCGCACCAGCUCCGCUGGAGGGCUCGAUGGGGUGGGCUGCCUGGUUCGCUGGCGCUGCGGCAGUUUCGGUCCGUCCGCACGCGCGGGCGUUCAUCUGGGACGGCGGCAUUCUCUGGCGCCUAGCGUUGCGCUUCAAUCCGGGCCUGGCAGCAGCAGCUCUCCAUGGUCCAUCCAUUGCGGCCCCGGCAGCCGACGACCGUUCGGGGUGGCAUAACUUCGUCUCGGAUGCUCUUACGGCCCCGGAAGUUAACGCGCUUAUUGGCCGCCUUCCUGAUGGUCGCUCUUGGUUCCCGCAUCCGGACAUAUGGGACGCAGCACUGGGCAUUGGGGAGUGGUGGUACGGCGCAGAACGCUGGUUCGAUUGGCGCUUCCAACAGAUUCAAGCGGGCAGGCUGGAGCCGUUGGCUGACGGCGCUUGGUAUCGGCAUUUUACCUCCUGGAGUGGAUCGGCGGUUAAGCGGGUCCUCCAGUAUG
Molecule: messenger RNA, 11038 nt
Organism: Peniophora sp. CBMAI 1063
Lineage: Eukaryota; Fungi; Basidiomycota; Agaricomycetes; Russulales; Peniophoraceae
Source: the annotation of a GenBank genome assembly